AUGGAUUCAGAAUUUGAGUCGAAAACAUCUUCUCAUGCUCUGGAGAUCGAGCAGCCGACCGUCUAUGCCGAGAAGGCAGGCGUCGCUGAUUACAAGGCGGACGCAAUUGAAGCAGAAAAUGUAGAGCAUGCCAUGACAGUGCUGGAGGCGGUCAAAGCCUAUCCUAUGGCCUCCUUCUGGGCUUUUGUCAUGUCCUGCACCAUUAUCAUGGAAUCUUACGAUGUCUUCCUUAUCGGUAACUUCCUCGCCCUCCCUGCAUUUCGAAACCGAUUCGGCGAAUAUCAUGCUGAAAGCGAUACAUACGUGAUUGUGACUGGAUGGCAGUCUGCACUUCAGGUAUCUGGUCAGCUGGGCGCGCUCAUCGGCGUCUUCCUUGCUGGUCCACUGACGAGCCGUAUCGGAUAUCGUUGGGCAACCUUGACUGGACUUAUGGCACUGAACGUCUUCAUCUUCGCCUUCUAUUUUGCCAAGUCGCUACCCGUCAUUUUUAUCUCGCAACUGCUCGAAGGUAUGCCGUGGGGCAUCUUCAUCGCAAAUGCACCAGCAUACUGCAGUGAGAUUGUGCCGAUCAAGCUGAGAGCUCCUGCCACACAGAUGCUUCAAAUGUUCUGGGCUAUUGGUAGUAUCAUCGUUGGCGCCGUCACUUAUCGUUACAAUAAGAGGCUAGACCCAAGCGCCUACGGUAUUCCCAUUGCACUGCAAUGGAUGUUCCCCACUCCACUGGCUAUCCUCAUCUUCCUUGCACCGGAAAGUCCUUGGUGGCUUGUGCGAAAAGGAAAGCAUGAUGCAGCAGCAAAAGCAGUUCAGCGUUUAGGACGCAAGUCCGCCAACAAUACAACCGAAACCGUCGCCAUGAUGCGUCGUGUCAUCGAGCUUGAAAAGACCGACAAGGCACCAGGCCUUCUUGAGCUCUUCAAAGGCACGGAUCUUCGACGAACACUUAUCGUUUGUGCUGUAUAUGCCGCGCAGAACCUUACCGGCAAUUUGAUCGCUAACCAGGCUGUCUACUUCUUCGAGCAGGCUGGUGUAUCAGUUGAUACUGCAUUUGCCCUCGGUCUUAUCACUUCAGCACUACAGAUGGUCUUCGUCAUGCUUUCUUGGAUACUCACAACCUUUUAUGGCCGACGAUCGAUCUAUCUUUGGGGUUCGGGUGUCAACACCAUUCUCCUUAUUGCCCUUGGUAUCGCCGCCUCAGUUGGAGUGUCGCACGCAGCCUCGCUCGCUCAGGCGUCUCUUGGUCUAAUUGUAUCCGUCCUCUUUACGUUGGGACCCGCACCAGCGUCCUGGGUCAUCAUCGGAGAAACAUCCGCCAUUCGUCUUCGACCUCUGACCACCGGCAUAGGCCGUGCUACAUACUACAUCGUGGAAAUUCCUUGUAUCUUCCUCGCCUCGUACAUGCUGAAUCCCAAUAGUGGAAAUCUCGGAGGAAAAUGCGGUUACGUCUGGGGUGCUACGGGACUGAUUUGUUUGAUUGUGGCCUAUUUUCAAUUGCCUGAGAUGAAGGGCCGGUCUUACCGUGAAAUUGAUAUUAUGUUCAGACGUCGCAUUCCAGCUCGACAGUGGAAAAAGACGGAAAUUGAUAUCAAAGACGAUGAAUGA
Molecule: messenger RNA, 1599 nt
Organism: Lithohypha guttulata
Lineage: Eukaryota; Fungi; Ascomycota; Eurotiomycetes; Chaetothyriales; Trichomeriaceae
Exons: 6
Coding region: 1-1599 (532 amino acids)
Biological process (GO): carbohydrate transport; transmembrane transport
Cellular component (GO): membrane
Molecular function (GO): carbohydrate:proton symporter activity
Source: RefSeq, a predicted model, not a curated record